Molecule: messenger RNA, 933 nt
Organism: Yamadazyma jaroonii
Lineage: Eukaryota; Fungi; Ascomycota; Pichiomycetes; Serinales; Debaryomycetaceae
Source: the annotation of a GenBank genome assembly
AUGAGUGUUCCUGAUAAAUAUGAUGCCCACGCUGGUGCUUUGAGCGCCGAUAGUAAGAAGAACUAUGAAAAGUUGUUGAAUGACUACACAUCUUCCUUACCAAGUUAUUGGAAAUUUGAAAUUGUACCCAAUUUCUUCAAACAAUCGGAUGAAGCUACUGAUCCAUUAAGUUUCAAUUAUUUGAAAGAAGAUUUCGGAAGAGUUUUAUCUUGGGAAGAAACAUUUUCCAAGCUUUCCGAAUUGAACAGUAAUGCUUCUGAAGAUGAAUCAUACAAGGUGUUCUUCUUGGCUAGACACGGUCAAGGAUAUCAUAAUUUAGCCAACUCAGUUUACGGCCAAAAAGAGUGGGACAGAAAAUGGUCAAAAUUAAAUGGGGAUGGUAAAAUGGUUUGGGGACCAGACCCAGAAUUAACUGAUUUGGGAGUUCUGCAAGCUGUAGAUAACAACCAUGUUUGGAAAGAGCAAAUUAAGAAAGGAUGUAAAUUACCCACCAAAUGGUUUUCAUCUCCAUUCACUAGAUCAGUUGACACUUUAAUCCACACUUGGAAGGAUAUUAUUGAUUUACAAAAGGAGAAACCUUUAAUCAAAGAAGAUUUCAGGGAAACUAUGGGUGUGCAUACUUGUGAUAAAAGAUCCACCAGAUCAUUCAUUGCUUCAAAGUAUGAACCAAAAGGUUUCGUCAUUGAAGAUGGAUUUGCUGAAGAGGAUAUUUAUUUUAAGGACGAUUACAGGGAAACUAUUGAGGAGCAAUCAAUCAGAUUGAACAGAUCAUUCCAAUUCAUUUUCGAUAAUUAUGAUGACGAAGUUAUCAACGUUACCAGUCAUUCUGGUUCUAUUAGAUCCCAGUUGUUGGUUUUGAAUCACAGACCUUUCGCUAUUGGUACUGGAGGAAUGAUUCCAGUUUUUGUCAAGGCCACCAAAGUCAAAAAUUAG